This is a messenger RNA of Arabis nemorensis, 963 nucleotides long. The record is from the annotation of a GenBank genome assembly. Lineage: Eukaryota; Viridiplantae; Streptophyta; Magnoliopsida; Brassicales; Brassicaceae.
AUGGACAAUGGUGUUUCUUACCAGAGAUUCCCAAAGGUGAAGAUCCGUGAGCUUAAAGAUGACUACUGCAAGUUCGAGCUUCGUGAGACCGAUGUAUCCAUGGCCAACGCUCUCCGACGCGUUAUGAUCUCUGAGGUCCCAACUGUUGCAAUCGAUCUGGUCGAAAUCGAGGUUAACUCCUCUGUUCUCAACGACGAGUUUAUCGCUCAUCGAUUAGGGCUUAUCCCUCUCACUAGCGAACGAGCUAUGAGCAUGCGAUUCUCUCGCGAUUGUGAUGCUUGUGAUGGAGAUGGACAGUGCGAGUUUUGCUCUGUUGAGUUUCAGCUUAGCGCUAAAUGUGUCACUGACCAAACCCUUGAUGUUACUAGUAGGGAUCUUUACAGUGCUGAUCCUACUGUUACUCCUGUUGAUUUCACCAUUGACUCGUCUGCUUCUGAUUCAAGCGAGCAAAGGGGAAUUAUCAUAGUGAAACUGCGCAGAGGACAAGAAUUGAAGCUUAGGGCGAUAGCGAGGAAAGGAAUUGGAAAAGAUCAUGCAAAAUGGUCUCCUGCGGCUACUGUUACGUUCAUGUACGAGCCUGACAUCAUCAUCAACGAAGACAUGAUGGACACUUUGACAGACGACGAGAAGAUUGAUUUGGUUGAGAGCAGCCCGACAAAGGUUUUUGGAUUUGAUCCUGACACUAGACAGGUUGUGGUGGUUGAUCCGGAAGCGUACACGUACGAUGAAGAAGUGAUCAAGAAAGCAGAAGCCAUGGGGAAAUCUGGGCUCGUUGAGAUCCAUCCGAAAGAUGACAGUUUCAUAUUCACUGUUGAAUCCACAGGAGCAGUGAAGGCUUCACAGCUGGUAUUGAAUGCCAUUGAUAUCCUGAAGCAGAAGCUUGAUGCUGUCCGUCUCUCUGACGAUACCGUUGAAGCAGAUGAUCAGUUUGGUGAACUUGGUGCUCAUAUGCGUGGAGGAUGA